AUUAUGCUUUUUGUAUCAUUUGAUUAAAAUUGAUGUUUGUAAUUUUCUUUCGCCGACCAGACAACGCUCAUUGGUCAUAACAUUAGGUACACAUGCAAGGUCUUUAAUGCGUCACAUGUUGUUCUCAGCUGAUGCUUUAAUGCAACAAAGUGCGUGUGGUGACGGUGCAGCUCAUUGUAAACAUUGUAAAGAUGCUUUAAUGCAACAUUGUAAACAUGCUUUAAUGCGGAAACUCCAAUCACAGACAUACAAAAUGGAGAAUAAAGACACAACAAUGGCUUUGAUCAGAUACUAUUGCAAUGAAAAAUAUUUCAACAAUGUUGUCAACACUGCAGCAGCUGCACAGAAGACUUUUCGUAGUGACCCUAUCUUCAGUGUCUUCCAUGCAUAUGGCAUCUUGAUGCAAGGUCAAGUUCGAGAAGCCACGGCAGAGCUGAACUCAAUAAAAGAUAGAGCCGAGGUGUCUCUCUGCACUAUGAUGGCACUUAUCUAUGCUGAGAGAAAAAAGAUAAAACCAGACAAAGAUGUUAUUCAUGAACUUGAAGCUAAAAUCCGGGAGGAUCGCAAAAGUGCAUCUCCCCAGAGUCUGUAUCAUGCUGGGAUGUUUCUUUGGAUGUUAGGCCGGAAUGAUAAAGCUCGAGAAUACACGGAGCGGAUGAUCAAACUGACCAAUGGCUCUCAAGAGGGGGUAAUCCUGAAAGCAUGGAUAGACGUGACAUGUGGGAAAGAUGAUCAUGCCAGAAAGGCUGAAAAAUACUUUAAUGAAGGACUAAAAGAUGUUUUUGCAUUAAUGGGAAAGGCACAGUACUGCGAAUACUGUCAAAAUUACUCUGGAGCAUUAGAUGUGGUUAACAGAGUACUUGCCAGUUUCCCAGACUUCCUGCCUGCACUCAUUAAGAAGAUGAAGUUGUUUUUAAGGAUGCAAGACUGGGAGCAAACCAUCGAUGCAGCAAUCAGCAUUUUACAAAUGGAUAAAAACAAUCUGGAUGCCCUACAUAUGAUGACUCUGUAUUCUUUAUGUAUCACUGGAGAUAUUACAGAGUCAGUAAAGAAUCUUUCCAAAUUCAUCAGCAGUCUGGAGGACCUGGAACCACACAACCCUGAGCUUGCUUUAAAGAUGUGUAUCCCAUUUAGCAGAGUGUGUGGCCGUAACGAGAAAGUCAUUGAGCAGGUGUUCAGAAUGGUGGAGAAAGCCUUCAUUGUGACAUCAGGAAACUCUGAUAUUGCCACAGAAUUGGGGUACCUCAUGGUUCUUCAGGGUAAAAUCAAGGAGGCUAUGGAGUGGUACAAGACUGCCAUGGCUCUGGACGAGACCAGUCUCUCUGCAUUGACUGGCAUCAUUUGGUGUCAAUUGAUGGAAGGCUUCUUAGAAGAAGCAGAGAAAGAUUUGGAAUUUCUGACAGAAAUUCAACAAACCACUGGAAAAUCAGGAGACAUCCUUUAUCUGCGUGCACUUGUGGCAGUUAAAGAACAGCGUCCUCUAGAAGAGGUUACCAAGCUCCUGGAUGGUGCAGUGGAAACCCACUUCUCUUCUCUGCAUGGUCUACCUCUGAGUGUGGAGUACUUUCAGAAGUUCAACCCUGACUUCCUGCUGGAGAUUGCCAAGGAGUAUCUUGCUCUGUGUCCUACCAAGCCUGAGACGCAAGGCCGGUCUCCUGCUCCACAGCUUAGGCGCUGUGCAGCGUUGUUGGACACAGUGGUCAAGAUGGUGCCAGGCCUCCUUCAAGGGGUCUUCCUGCAAGCCAAAGUCCGAUAUCAGUCUGGUGAUGUUGAUGCUGCUCAGAACAGUCUACAUCACUGCCUGGAACAGUGUCCUUCUCACACAGACGCUCAUCUACUCAUGGCAAGGAUCCACUUGCUGCGCAGAAACUUUUCUUUGUGUUUCCAGUCGCUGGAACUUUGCCUCAGCCAUAACUUUCAGAUUCGAGAACAUCCAUUGUACCUUCUGAUAAAAGCCCAGGCAAAGAAACAAAUGGGAGAGCUGACCGAGGCUAUUAAUAUUUUACAAAUGGCAAUGAGUCUUGUAGAGAUCUGCAAGUCAAAAAACAAAACCAUUGAGCUGAGUCCUACAGACUGUGCCUCCAUCUUCUUGGAAUUAGCUGAGGCUUUGCGUCUCAGUGAUACACAGCACGAAGCAGCCAAAGUCAUGCAGGAUGCCAUUAAUGAGUUCUCGGGAACUCCUGAAGAGCUUCGUGUCACUAUUGCCAAUGUCGACUUUGCAUUGCUGCAUGGUGAUACUGAGGUGGCACUGAGCAUGCUCAUUAACGUUACAUCUGACCAGCCAUACUACAUCCAAGCCAAGGAAAAGAUAGCCGACAUAUACUUGAACCACAAAAAGGACACACGUUUAUAUGUAAGCUGUUACAGGGAGGUGGUGGACAAGCUACCCAGUGCUCACACAUAUGUCUUACUAGGGGAAGCGUACAUGCACAUUUUAGAGCCGGAGAAAGCCAUUGAAAUCUAUGAGCAUGCGCUCGAGAAAAACCCAUAUGAUGGAGCUCUUGUCAGCAAGUUUGGUAAACUACUGGUCAAGACACAUUACUUUCACAAGGCAAUACAUUACUAUGAAGCUGCCCUAAAGACCGGACAACAGAGUAUCCUGCGCUAUGACUUGGCUGAGCUGCUGUUGAAGAUGAAACAAUAUGACAGCUGCAAAAUAGUUCUGGAUGAUGCUCUGUCCCAUGAGCCAGGGAAUAGACUAUGCACACUAUCAGAGGAUUGCCGUUAUUUGAUGCUGUUGACUAAGGUCCAAAACAAAGUGGACAAAGCUGAAGAAGCCUUAAUAUCCCUACAUAGGGUGCGAGAUGUCCAGGCCAAGGCGCUGAAGCGAGUAGAGUUGGAGGAUCCUGACGCCAUCCCCAGGCAGAAGCAGCUCGCCGCCCAGAUCUGUGCUGAGAUGGCGCAACACUACACAAGUCAGAGGGUUUACGAGAGUGCCAUCAAGUCCUACAAAGAAGCUCUUGUGUAUUGUGAGACUGACCACAAGGUGAUGCUGCAGUUGGCGCAGAUUUUCUUCACCCUAGACAAGGUGGAUGCGUGCCAGGAGCAAUGCAAUGUCAUCUUGAAGAAUGACCAAUUUAAUGAAGAUGCAAAUCUGAUGAUGGCUGACCUUAUGUUCAGGAAACAUGACUAUGAACAGGCCAUUUUCUGCUAUCAGCGACUGUUGGAGCGCAAGCCAGACAACUACCCUACCUUUUCACGCUUUAUUGACCUGCUGAGGAGGACAGGAAAGUUGGAAGACGUGCCAAUACUUUUUUAUAGAGCAGAACAGCAUUCUUCCAAGGCCAAGUUUGACCCUGGCUUUAUCUACUGUAAGGGACUUUAUCUUUGGUACACAGGAGAACCUAAUGCUGCUCUGCAACACCUCAACCAGGCACGGAAAGACACCAAGUGGGGUCAAAACGCUCUCUAUAAGAUGAUUGAAAUCUACCUAAAUCUGAAUAAUGACACCAUGGGAAUAGAAUUAUUUAAAACAGAUUGCGGAACUGGAACCUACACAGAAAAGCAGGAGAUGCAGUUGGUUGCUGUGACAACAGCUCAGCAGCUACUGACGGAGAUAAAGCCAGAGACACCAGCAGGACACGCACACCUUCGUAUCCUGGAUAAUUAUUGCUUACUGGCGACUAACCCAAAGACAAACAUAGAAAAAGCCAUCUCUGUUUUCACAGAGAUAGCAACAAGUAUGAAGGACCACGUACCAGCCCUGCUGGCCAUUGCAUCAGCCUUCAUGAUGGUGAAACAACUAGCUCAAGCCAGGAACCAACUCAAACAUAUAGCAAAGAUGACUUGGAAUAUUGUUGAUGCUGACGAAUUUGAGAAGAGCUGGCUGCUCCUGGCUGAUAUUUACAUCCAUUCAGGGAAGUACGACCUGGCCGAUGACUUCCUAAAGAGAUGUCUUAACUACAACAAGUCAUGCUUUAAAGCUUAUGCAUAUCGGGCUUUCAUCAUGGAAAAAGAGCAGGCGUUCAGCGAUGCGGCCUUCAACUAUAAAUUGGCUUGGAAAUAUGGAAAUGAGUCCAACCCAACUAUUGGGUACAAACUUGCUUUGAACUACUUGAAAGCAAAACAACAUUUGGAUGCUAUAGAUGUGAGCAAUAAAGUACUUGCUACUUACCCAACGUAUGCAAGGAUCAGAAAGGACAUCUUGGAGUCAUCUUACGCUGCUUUGAAACCGUAGGAAUAUCCAACACUGAUGUUUGUGUUCCUGACUUCUACACCUUUCAUAGCAAAUUGCAGUUUGCUGUACAAUUAAAUGGCAUGUGUUGUUGCACAUGCUGUCCAGCUAGGGACAAACGUACAAGGGUUACAAGUUACUACACAACUCUCAGCCACAACACCAUUGCAGAAGCCGCAGAUAACGUGACCGCCGCAACACAACAACAAAGGCACAACACAACAACAUAAAGCCGCAACACAACUUUCAGCUACAGCACCAUUGCAAAAACCACAACACACGCAAACACCACAACAACAUAAAGCAACUAGAUGAGGCAAUUCCUUGCGUGUGAAUGCUCCAAUGCUGAAGUUGAACUGAAAUCCUGGAAUUUUUUUUGAAUUGUUGAAGUAGAGCACACGAUUCCCAAACAGGCUGAAUAUUUGUAAGUUGGAACAGUUUGAAUCAGAUGACAAAUGUGGGAGUUGUGGAACUUUGAAGAAUGUCCCAUUAAUUUCAAUGGGAAUUUCCCAAAAAUGUGGGAAUUUCUGGAAAAGCGGGAAUUUUUUAGAAAAUGGUAAAAAAACAAAAACAACUUGGAACGGUCUGAAUGAGUUGGAAUGGUUGGUGUUGGAAUUUUUCAAAUCGGUCAAGAAAUGUCGAAGUAGUAACAUGUUGAAUUGAGAAAUGAUAUUACGGAAUUUCGGGAAAACCGGGAGAUUUUCCAGUUCAAAAAACAACUUUGUUUUAUGUCCUGAUUAAGAGGAAUGUUUUGACGGUGGAACGGUUGAAAUACGUUGAAAAAUGUGGAAGAAGUAGUCGCUAGAAAAAAAGGUGGAAAUAGGGCUUUGGAAAACCAGGAAUUCUGGAAAAUCCUGGAAUUUUUUUGAACUUGGAAAAAAGGUAGUUUAAAUUUCCAGGAUGGUGGAAUGUGUUGAAGGUGAAAAUGCUUUGAAUCGGUUGAAAAAUGUGGAAAUGGUUAAAGUUUGAAAAUGGCCAAUUCAUUUUGAAUGGGAAAAAUGUUCUGGAAAACCUGGAAUUCUGGGAAGUCUGGAAAUUUGUCAAGGAAAAGCCCACGAUUCCCGAAUAGUCUGAACCGUUUGAAGUUGGAACUGUUUGAAUCAGGUGAAAAAUGUGGAAGGUAGAGCGCGCCAAAAUCUGAAGAAGAAGUUAAAGAAGUUGAAUAAAUAGAUUAAUUUUGGUGUAGAAAAGCAUGUGUGAAUGUUUGGAGCAGGGGUCACCAACCUUUUUGAAACCAAGAGCUACUUCUUGGGUAGUGAUUAAUGCGAAGGGCUACCAGUUUGAUACACACUUAAAUAAAUUGCCAGAAAAAGACAAUUUGCUCAAUUUACCUUUAACUCUAUGUUCUUAUUAAUAAUUAAUGAUAUUUAUCUUUGUGGAAACACUGAUCAUCUUAGUGAUUUCUCACAAUAAAUAUAUAUAGAAACAGAUAAAUAUCAAUAUGCAACACUUUAUUUUUAUAUUUUCUCUAAGUGCACAUUUUUCAAAUUGUACAUUUUCAAAUGAUCACUUCUAAGACAGUAUUGUGAAAUCACAAUAUCCCAUUUUAACUAGCUAGCCACUAACAUUUUUUAACAAAUCAUGAAUUACUUUGCACCAUGUUUGUACAAAUAAUAACUCAUGUAAAAUACAAAAGUCAACUCUCAAAUUUUUUUGUAAUUUUUAAAUUUUUAAUUUUAAUUUUAAUUUAAAAAAAAAAAAAAUUUUCUCUCAAAUUUUUAAAUAAAUCAUGUCACACUUUGAACUGGACACCAAAUCUGUUAUCUGUUUCUUUGUCAGUUAGUGAAGACCAAGUCUUUAAAAUAUUUUCUUGGAUUUUCACAUUCUAUUUGAGUUUUGUCUCUCUUAGAAAUAAAAAUGUCGAGCAAAGCGAGACCAGCUUGCUAGUAAAUAAAUACAAUUUAAAAAAUAGAGGCAGCUCACUGGUAAGUGCUGCUAUUUGAGCUAUUUUUAGAACAGGCCAGCGGGCUACUCAUCUGGUCCUUACGGGCUACCUGGUGCCCGCGGGCACCGCGUUGGUGACCCCUGGUUUGGAGCAUUCACUCAAUAACAACUUUCAACCACAACACAUUUACAUAAGCUACUACACAUGCAAACACCACAACACAACAACAUAAAGCCACAACACACCACAUUUACACCACAACACAACAACAUAAAGCCACAACACACCACAUUUACACCACAACACACCACAUUUACACCACAACACAACAACAUUAAGCCACAACACACCACAACACCACAUUUACACCACAACACACCACAUUUACACCACAACAACGUAAAGCCACAACACACCACAUUCUUAUUUUACUGUUAUAUUUUUAUUCUCAUCGUUGCUUUUUAUUUUUAUUCUAUUGUAAUAUUUUUCUAUUUUGUCUCCAUUUAUACCCCCAUUAUUUACUUUUUACAAUUUUGUACACUGCUGCUGGAAUUUAAAUUUUCCUGAGGGAACUCUCCCGAAGGAAUCAAUAAAGUACUAUCUAUCUAUCUAUCUAUCUAUCUAUCUAUCUAUCUAUCUAUCUAUCUAUCUAUCUAUCUAUCUAUCUAUCUAUCUAUCUAUCUAUCUAUCUAUCUAUCUAUCUAUCUAUCUAUCUAUCUAUCUAUCUAUCUAUCUAUCUAUCUAUCUAUCUAUCUAUCUAUCUAUCUAUCUAUCUAUCUACACCACAACACAACCGCAAAAAGUUACAACACAACAUGAAGCCACAAAAAUGCAAACGCUACAAACCAACGACUUCGAGCAGGUUGUUAAACCAAUUUUAGCCGAGGGGCCACACGCAGGAACAUCUAUUUAGCUGAGGGGCCACACGCAGGAACAUCUAUUUGUCUGAGGGGCCACACGCAGGAACAUCUAUUUGUCUGAGGGGCCACACGCAGGAACAUCUAUUUAUCUGAGGGGCCACACGCAGGAACAUCUAUUUGUCUG
This is a messenger RNA of Entelurus aequoreus (snake pipefish), 7103 nucleotides long. RefSeq names its product tetratricopeptide repeat protein 21B-like. Gene Ontology annotation, molecular function: protein binding. The transcript has 29 exons. The record is from RefSeq and is a predicted model, not a curated record. Gene Ontology annotation, cellular component: intraciliary transport particle A. Gene Ontology annotation, biological process: intraciliary retrograde transport; protein localization to cilium. The coding region runs from base 107 to 4177 and encodes 1356 amino acids. NCBI's taxonomy places the organism in Eukaryota, Metazoa, Chordata, Actinopteri, Syngnathiformes, Syngnathidae.